ACACAGAAUCCCACUAAUUAUUCCACGUGCUUAAUUACGUCGCUUUUGUUUUGAGACGAUUUCGCCUUGGGCUUUGAACGGUGCACCUGGCUCACGCCCGGGAGGCCGCCCGCUUCCGAAACCAUUGCAAACUUUCACACGGUGCAACACACGGGCCAGAUUAAUUGAAUCCCCUCAUUAUUACUUAGCCACGGUCUUGAUAUAUUUGUACCCAAUCAGCUUUGUAGUUGUGCGAUUAUAUUACCCAAUGGUAUAUUUUUUUUUCCCUCGAGAGCCAAUCGAAAUUCGACAUAGUGCUGUUUUUAAAAAUGUUUCAGGAAGUAUCGGUAGUUACCAGGAAGUUGUAAACAAUAAACACAACAGCGAAGCUAGCUGGCUAUUACUUUGUACUGAAUCUGUGACCGCAACGAAUUAACGUUAGUUACUGAACAAAGAAUCUGGGAAAUUGUUUCGUUGAAGAGCAGGUUGAAGAUAAAUUGAAAAUGGCAAGAGCUAUUCUGAACAUCUGAUGAUGCUGUGUUAUUAUGGUCACUCUCGUGACGUUAGCUUGUGGCUCUGUUUUGACAAGUAGAUAGCUACUGUAGAUUGCUAUCAACCACAUUACUCGCUAUCAACAAGGAUCGAUAACUAUCUAGCUAAACCUCCAAUAUAACAUUAGACGUGGAAACGUCUAAUUUGUGGCUUCUCUUUUAUAAUUCACCUGCUGCUAACUUCAAGCUAACUGUUGAUAGCUAGUCAACGAACUAGCUAGCUAUUUAGUAACAAUAAUAGUGAAUAGUUAGCUAGCUAAAUAGCGUUUUAAAUAACAUUAGCGUCAGAUCAGCUACCAUUGCUACAUUGAUUGAUCUGUUCUGACACACAUUUCCUCUGGACAUUGGGAUUCGAAAGCUAGAAGAACAGUAUUUAAAGAGCAUGUCUACCUCCAACUUCAAAAACAAAUGUGUCACUCAAGUGAAUUGUAUAUACUGUGAGAGUCUACUCUGCACAAGAGGAAUGAAGGCAGUGCUUCUCGCAGACACAGAAAUUGAGCUGUUCUCUACUGACAUACCGCCCAACAGAAGUGUUGACUUUGUGGCCAGCUGCUACUCUACAGAGAGCUGCAAAUGCAAACUGAGAGACAUAGCCUGUCUGAAAUGUGGUAAUUUUGUGGGGUAUCACGUGGUAGCCCCAUGUAAGCCCUGCCUGCUGUCCUGUAACAAUGGCCAUUUCUGGAUGUUUAACAGUGAUGCUGUGUCCACCCUUAACAGAUUGGAUGCUACAGGUUUGAACCUAUUGCUGUGGGGAGACCUUCCCGAGCUGGAGGACAGCGAGAACGAGGGAUCAGACACCCCAUCGGAGGAGGAGUGCAUCAGGUAGAGAGAGAUGGAUGACCGAUGGAAG
Messenger RNA from Salvelinus sp. IW2-2015, 1380 nucleotides. Its product is annotated as protein FAM72A. Lineage: Eukaryota; Metazoa; Chordata; Actinopteri; Salmoniformes; Salmonidae. The record is from RefSeq and is a predicted model, not a curated record. Gene Ontology annotation, cellular component: cytosol.